AUGGCCUCGGAAUUCGUGCCAGAGACCUCGGAAAUUGGUUCCUUGACGGCGCACUCCAAUGAGGACAGCCAGUUUGUCGGUAGCUCCAGCGGCGUCUACUUUAUCAAAACCGUUAAACGUGCGUUCAACGAAGAUGGUCCAGACUCAUCAGAGUCCAACUUCCCCACCGCAGAGGAGACAUUGGUAGGCGCCGAGGACUCACCUCGUGAAAAGCGUCAACGUACCGCGUCCGUCCGAGACACCGCUUCAUUGGAUGUCGAUUCCCCAGUGGAAUGGACCUACGACCCAUCACUAAUGGGGUCUAUGGGCAACCUCCCACCCCCAGAGAUAGCAAAGGAUUUAAUGAUGAUGUACUUCAAGGUCUGGCACCCACUAUUUCCAUUCCUGCACGGUCCCACAUUCCUGCAGGCGAUGGAGAAGGUCUAUUCAAGCACGAAUCAAAGUCAGCAGACGCAGGGUGCAUGCAUUGAUCACCGCAGUACAUGCUGGACGACCAUUUUUCAAUGCGUCUUCAACCUUGGCAGUCUGCUAGCACCCGACAUAGCUCUGCCAAUUGAAUCUAAAAUUCAAUCACCGAGUGCCAUCAAUUUUCUGCUCGGGACACUUUCUUCACGCCACGAUGUUGUUUCGCUACAGGCACUUCUGGCAAUACAGGUCUAUCUUGUUGCGACCAUGUCCCUUCGUCAGGCUUCGACUGUUGGCGGCUGCAUAUUGCGAUCUAUGCUUCAUGCAGGUCUCCAUCGAUGCCCUUAUCGCUACAAACAACUGUCCACGCACGACCGGCAGCUGCGCAAACGGAUCUUUUGGUGUGCAUAUGCGAUAGAUCGAUAUUUGAGUCAGGCUUUGGGUUUGCCACUUGGUAUCCAGGACUCAGAUGUUGAUGUGUGCUUACCCGCUGCUCGUGAAAUGCAUUCCUCGCGCGGCCAGACCACUCAGGCUAGCAGAAAAACACCAAAAUCAAUCCCGUCAGAUGGUGAUAAAGCUAGUGGUCAUGCUCGACCAUCACAGUCAUUGGACCCAGAUGCAGUAUCUGGCAAUACAGAAGAUCAUGGCAAAGAAAGCAUUAUGGCCAGCUAUGUGGACUCUGGCACUUUGACUGGACGCGCGUUGGAACUUUUCCAUAAAUCCAUCCUGGUGCGAUCUGUUCGUCGCAGUUCGGUUUUGUUUCUAGUGACAGACGUCCAUAAAUGGUGGAACAGUCUUCCACUAGAGCUCCAACGAAAACCACUAGCUGUCGAGCAGCGAGAGAGACCCCCGGCAGUUGAUGAUGGAUUUGAUUUUGGCCCUUUCUUCACGGUGCUCUAUCAACAUCUCAUUUUGAUCAUUCACCGACCGUCACUAUCACUGGACCCAUCAACAGCAGAGUUCUGUUCUGGAUUGCAAACAUGCAUCGGCGCAUCUCGGUCUAUUCUCUCUGCGCUUAGGCUACAAGUUGAUAGCUCACAAGCUUUGUUUUGGCCGGGAUUCCUCUCGGCGGCAUGGAUGUCCGGCUUGGUCUUAGCUUUGGCUUGCCAACUCAAGCAAUAUGUCUUAGCGAAGGGGUCGCAGGAAAUUGAGCAAAUAUCAGAGUUCUUACGCCUGAUGUCUGCACAAUGGGAGACAGCCAAACACUGUCAUAUGUCACUGUCGGUACUAGCCGCGAAAAUCAAACAAACACCAGGUGGUGCUGAUUCACACUCUCAAGUAUAUGCGACGAGAGGAAGUCCAACACUCGGGGAGAGUUUACAUGUGCGAGAAGAGCGGCGACGGAAACUCAGCGGCCAAUCGCCUGUGCCAGAGAAUCACCCUAACCUUUCGGAGGGUGCCAAUUUUGAGAACCGUGGCCAUCAAUUAAAUGAGUCAAACAUUGAUCAUACAUGGCGAGGGGAAGAUAGCACCUGGGACCAGUCAGCCCACGUUCUGAAUGGGAGCGAGUACGGCACUCUCGCUGAAACGCCAUAUUCCCUACAUAUGACUUUCCAGGACACCAAUGCCUCCCAGUUUGAAGGUGUUUCAAAUUUCGAUUUGAACAUGGUCGAUCUGAUACAAGGAGCCAACUUUGAUAGCCUCUUUGACUUAACAGGACAACAGUAUCCAAGCUUUUAA
Molecule: messenger RNA, 2085 nt
Organism: Penicillium brevicompactum
Lineage: Eukaryota; Fungi; Ascomycota; Eurotiomycetes; Eurotiales; Aspergillaceae
Product: transcription factor domain-containing protein
Exons: 2
Coding region: 1-2085 (694 amino acids)
Biological process (GO): DNA-templated transcription
Molecular function (GO): DNA binding; zinc ion binding
Source: RefSeq, a predicted model, not a curated record